AUGGACAUUCCAAAAGCUCUCCAUCACGUCCAUCACGGACCAAACAGCACCAUAUACACCUUCAACAAAGAUCACAAGCCCACCCUCACAGUCGAUUCCGGCACCGAAGUGACCUUUGACAACACCCACGCCGGCUUCGUAAACCUCACCAAAGACACAACAACAGCAGAUGUCGCCGCAUUAGACAUAAAAUCUGCCCCGGAGCUCGAAAAGUUGGUUGGCCUACUGUACGUCAAUGGCCCAGUAUACGUCAACGGCGCCGAACCAGGCGACAUUCUCAAAGUUGAGAUCCUCGAAUUGCAACCCGGCUCAUGGGGCUGGACGGCCAUCAUCCCAGGAAUGGGCCUCUUACAAGACGAUAUUCCAGGCCCUCAUCUCAAGACGUUUGAUCUCCCCGGGGGUCAAGACUACGCCGUGUUUAAGCCGGGCAUACACAUUCCGCGUCAGCCCUUCUACGGCACCAUGGGCGUCGCCCCGGCAGAAGGCGACCAGUACUGCUUGUUUCCGGGCAACGACAUAGGCGGAAACUUUGACUGUCGAUACUUAGGCGAGGGCUCAACGCUCUUCCUCCCAGUCAAUGUCCCCGGUGCGCUAUUUGGCGUCGGUGACGCGCACUUUUGCCAAGGAGACGGUGAAAUCUGCUGUCUUGCGCUGGAAACUACGAUGCGCUCGCGGAUGCGUCUAAGUGUCAUCAAGGGCAAGGAAAGGCUUGGCGGGCCGCACUAUGAGACGAGCCCGGAGCGGGUAAAGGAGAUGGUGAGUCUUAAAGGUAAAGGAGAGCACGGGGCGAUGAUCACAGGAGAUGAUCGCGAUACGGUUGUGAAGCAGGCUGUGAAGGAGAUGUUGAGGUGGCUUGAGGAGGAGAAGGGACUGACGAGAGUGGAGGGGUAUAUGCUCUUCAGCCUUGUUGGAAAUCUGAAGAUGAUGCAUGAGAUUGGGCUGGGCGUGUACACUGUGUCCGCGAGUAUCCCUCUAGGAAUAUUUGUCGACUGA
Molecule: messenger RNA, 993 nt
Organism: Trichoderma citrinoviride
Lineage: Eukaryota; Fungi; Ascomycota; Sordariomycetes; Hypocreales; Hypocreaceae
Exons: 2
Coding region: 1-993 (330 amino acids)
Molecular function (GO): hydrolase activity, acting on carbon-nitrogen (but not peptide) bonds, in linear amides
Source: RefSeq, a predicted model, not a curated record